Hevea brasiliensis (rubber tree) is the source of this 1818-nucleotide messenger RNA. Its product is annotated as protein FLX-like 2. Bases 179 to 1552 code for a protein of 457 amino acids. The record is from RefSeq and is a predicted model, not a curated record. Lineage: Eukaryota; Viridiplantae; Streptophyta; Magnoliopsida; Malpighiales; Euphorbiaceae. The transcript is spliced from 5 exons.
AGGGUCACACAUCAAUAGAGGAAACGACAGCGUUUAAUUGCUCUAGAAUUUUCACCUUCGAUAAGGUGUUCACGACAGGACAGGGAAUUUUCCUCUGUUACCAUAAUCGUUCGUGCUGUUUCACCGUCAAGGACUCCGCUGUAGCUUGUCCGUCCAGGUAAAAUAUUAUCUACUUUAAAUGGGAAGUAAAGGUCGGAUUCCACCUUCUCAUCUAAGGCGUCCUCAUCCUGGGUCAGGUAUAGUGCACCCUGAUGCAUUUGUUUCUGGUGUACGCCCUCCACUUGGUCCCUAUCCUCCUUUUGACAUGUUACCACCCCCGGAAGUUAUGGAACAAAAGCUUGCUGCACAACAUGUGGAGAUGCAAAGACUUGCAACAGAGAACCAGAGGCUGGCUGCCACACAUAGCAACUUGAGACAGGAACUUGCUGCUGCACAGCAUGAGUUGCAGAUAUUACAUGCUCACAUAGGUGCUAUCAAGUCUGAAAGAGAACUACAUAUGAGGAGCCUUGUGGAUAAAAUUUCCAAGAUUGAAACAGAGCUGAAGGCUGCAGAGCCUGUUAGGUCGGAGUUGCAUCAGGCACGAACAGAAGCUGAGAACUUGGUUGUAGCAAGGCAGGAGCUUGUGUCGAAAGUGCGUCAUUUGACUCAGGAUCUUCAUAGGGCCCAUGCAGAUGUGCUGCAGAUUCCUGUUCUGAUGUCUGAACUUGAAAGCCUCAGGCAGGAAUAUCAGCGAUGCAGGGUUUCAUAUGACUAUGAAAAGAAAUUAUUCAGUGACCACCUGGAGUCACUUCAGGCCAUGGAGAAGAACUAUGUUACAAUGUCUAGGGAAGUGGAAAAGCUUCGUUUAGAACUUACUAACACAGCUAAUGCUGAUAUGAAAACUGUUGCUGGUGGGCCAUAUGGUGGUGCCACUGGGAACAAUGAGAAUGAGGCUUCUGGUCGGCCUGUUGGACAAAAUAUAUAUGAAGAUAGCUAUGGUGUUCCUCAUGGCCAGGGCCAUUCUGCCGUUCCUGGUAACUCUGGUGCUGGAGCUGGUGCUGCCAAUGCUAAUAUGGUAGCUAAUUCUGGUACUGGGACUCCUACUUAUGCCGGAGCUCCAUCUAGCUCCACAGCUCCAAAAUCUGCUUAUGAUGCAUCCAGAGUCCCUGGAUAUGAUUCAUCAAGAGGACCUGGAUAUGAUGUAUUGAGAGGAGCUGGUUAUGAUGCACAAAGGGGACACAAUUAUGAUGUUCAGAGGGGACCUGGAUAUGAUAUAUCAAGAGGACCUAGUUACGAUGCACAAAGAUUACCUGCUUAUGAUGCUCAGAGACUACCUGGUUAUGACAUCCAUAGAGGACCGGCAUAUGAUGUGCAACGAGGACCUCAUUAUGAUGCAUCCAGGGGUGCUGGCUAUGAUGCAGCCUCAAGAGCAGCUUCAAGAGCAACAACUGGACUGCAAGGACAAAUGGUAGCGGCAAACAAUAUGCAUUAUGGGUCUACAACGCCACCAGCUCGUGCUGGAAAUGGGUAUGAGGCACCAGCUCGAGGUGGAAACCACCCUGUUAGGAGAUGAGCACUUAGAUAAUGCAGUCGAAAUGAAAUAUGAAAUCUAAAGCAUGUCCCUUUUGGGCAUCUUUUUCAUUGUUAUCAUUUUUAUAAUCUAGUUGGCCUCCUGUGGCUGCACUCAUUAGUAGCAAUAGUAUUGCUGCAUGCCUUGAGCGCCCUUUCUGCCCCUCCAAACCCCAAUCCUGUUGGGUUUAUGAAUUUCUCAGUUGUAUUCACAUCACAUGUUCAUAACUUUCUUUCAUUUCGAGUUAUAUUAUCACACUCCUUCAGCAA